GCCGCGCGACCAAUGGUGGUGGCUGCAGCCUGCGAACUAGUCGGCGGCUCGGGCGCCGGCGAAGAGCGGCUCGGCGGCGGGCAGUGUAACCUUGGGUGGGAGCGCGCGGCGCCUCAACAAUGUCGUCCAGUGGCACCCUCAGCAACUACUACGUGGACUCGCUCAUAGGCCAUGAGGGCGACGAGGUGUUCGCCACGCGCUUCGGGCCACCAGGGCCGGGGACACAGGGCCGGCCCUCAGGUGUGGCCGAUGGCCCGACCGCCGCCGCCGAGUUCGCCUCGUGUAGUUUUGCCCCCAAAUCGACCGUGUUCUCCGCCUCGUGGUCCGCGGUGGCCGCCCAGCCCCCGGCGGCGGCGACGAUGAGCGGCCUGUACCACCCGUACGUGUCCCCGCCACCCCUGGCCACCGCCGAGCCGGGUCGCUACGUGCGCUCCUGGAUGGAGCCUCUGCCCAGCUUCCCUGGCGGCGCGGGCGGUGGCGGUGGCAGUGGUGGCGGCGGAGGCCCGGGUUCCGUUCCCAGUCCCGGCGGCCCAGCCAACGGGCGCCACUACGGGAUUAAGCCUGAAACCGGAGCGGCCCCGGCCCCCGCCGUAGCCUCCACCUCCUCCUCCACCUCCUCGUCCUCCUCCUCCAAACGGACUGAGUGCUCCGCGGUCCGCGAGUCCCAGGGGAGCGGCGGCCCAGAAUUCCCGUGCAACUCGUUCCUGCGGGACAAGGCGGCGGCGGCGGCGGGAGGGAACGGGCCCGGGGUGGGAAUCGGGGCCGGGCCUGGGGCGGGAGGUUCGUCUGAGCCCUCAGUUUGCAGCGAUCACCCGAGCCCGGGCUGCCCGCUGAAGGAGGAGGAGAAGCAGCAGCCGCAGCCGCCGCAGCAGCAACUUGACCCAAACAACCCCGCAGCGAACUGGAUCCACGCUCGCUCCACCCGGAAAAAGCGCUGUCCUUACACCAAAUACCAGACGCUGGAGCUGGAGAAGGAAUUCCUCUUCAACAUGUACCUCACCCGGGACCGGCGCUACGAGGUGGCCAGGAUUCUGAACCUUACAGAGAGACAGGUCAAAAUCUGGUUCCAGAACCGUAGGAUGAAAAUGAAGAAGAUGAGCAAGGAGAAAUGCCCCAAAGGAGACUGACCCAGUGCGGUCCUGGCCAGCAGCGGUCAAAGGCAGAGGAUUUUGGUU
Messenger RNA from Chionomys nivalis (European snow vole), 1175 nucleotides. RefSeq names its product homeobox D9 (gene Hoxd9). Lineage: Eukaryota; Metazoa; Chordata; Mammalia; Rodentia; Cricetidae. Gene Ontology annotation, biological process: DNA-templated transcription; embryonic skeletal system morphogenesis; proximal/distal pattern formation. Gene Ontology annotation, cellular component: nucleus. The record is from RefSeq and is a predicted model, not a curated record. Bases 120 to 1127 code for a protein of 335 amino acids. The transcript has 2 exons. Gene Ontology annotation, molecular function: RNA polymerase II cis-regulatory region sequence-specific DNA binding; DNA-binding transcription factor activity, RNA polymerase II-specific.